AUGCGCAGGGGCUUCGCGGAUUUCUUGUACACCAUGUUGACUGAUGUUGGGAUUAGCGUCUUUAGAGAUGAGGAAGAGCUGGAGAGAGGCGAAGAAACCUUCCCCCGGCCGAUCCAGGUGAUAGAGCAGUGCAAGAUAUCAAUACCCAUCAUCUCCAAGGAGUAUGCGUCCAGCGAGAGCUGUCUCCUGGAAUUGGAGCAAAUGGUGGAGUGCAUGGACAAUAAGAAUCGCAUCAUCAUCCCCAUCUUCUACUAUAUCGACCCGUCGGACGUACGCAACUGCAGCGGCCCUUUUGAGAGGGCCUUGGAUGAGCACGAAAAGCAGAACUGUAUCCCUCCUCUCCAUCGGAUCGGAGAGUUGGAGGGACACCAUCUCCACGAAAAAAGUGAAGUGUCUCAUGGCGGAGUCGUAAGGCAAAUUGUCUGCCAAGUUGAGCAGAUGCUGAAGAAGCAGGACCUAGUUGUGCCGAAACAAUUAGUUAGAGUCGACUCUCAUGUGCAAGGCAUAAUGGCUAAGCUGAAGGUUGACUACCGCAAUGGGCAAGCGGUUAAAAUUGGGGACUCAAGUGUAACGGUGUUAGGAAUAUUUGGCAUCCCCGGGGUGGGUAAGACGGUUCUGGCCAAAUAUGUUUAUAAUCAACUUUAUCAUCUGUUCGAUGCCUGUAGCUUUCUUGGGGAGAUCCAAGCUGAAAUUGAUCAUCACGGCAUCUUGUCUGUUCAGAACAAUCUAAUUUCUGACCUUGAUAAAGGAAAUGCCAAAAAGUCUGAUUCUUCUGAGAAAGCUCUGCUUCAUAUUCGGAAAAACUUUUGCACCGUGAAGGUCCUCGUUCUCCUUGACGAUGUGACUAAUCAUGAACAGCUCAGUGCAUUAGUCGGAAAGCUUGAUUGGCUUGGCCCAGGGAGCAGGGUCAUUCUAACAUCGCAAACACAAGACGUCCUGAUAAACAUCAAUGGUGCAGAAAUUUUUGUCCUUGAACCAAUGAAGCAAGAUGAAGCUCUGAAAUUGUUCCAUAGGCAUGCUUUUGGAACGGAUUCUCCCCAUGAGGAUUACAACAAACUGUCAACAGAUAUUGUUGCAGCUACUGGCCGGCUUCCUUUAGCACUCGAAGUGACAGGUUCAUCUCUGUUUCUUGUAAAAUCAAAGAAAGCGUGGAGGGAAACAUUGACUGCAUUGGAAGUUGCUCCUCACAAGAGAGUCCGAGAAGCCUUGGAGAAGAGCUACAACAACCUAGAUGAGAGUGCACAGCAGAUAUUUAUUGAUAUAGCAUGCUUCUCUAAUGGAAUGGACGAGAGAAUCCCCCAUAACAUGUGGGGUGUCGAUAAUGAUUUUCCUUCUACAUCAAUUCAAGCUCUUCAAGCAAGGUGUUUUGUUGAAAUUGGAGAGGAUAAAAAACUACUCAUGCAUGAAAUACUGAAGAAGUUUGGCCAGGAAAUUGUCAAGAAUGAAAACCGCAAUGAACCUUUUAAGCGCAGUUGGCUGUGCAAUCGCAAAGAUGCACCGCUACUGAAAAGAAGGAAGGGUACUGAGAAAGUCAAAGCCCUCCGGCUCAAUUUUGGUGAUGGAUCCGAAGGGAAUACCAUUUUUAAAUAUGAUCAACCUGUUAGCUUACCAUACUUGACGUGCCUCAAGCUGGAUCGGGCUAAUAACCAGGGAAGCUUUAAUGUUCUUCUUCCGGAAUUAAGGUGGCUUUCUUGGUGUGCACGGCCCGAGGUUUUUUACAAUCAAUCGCCAGACAGUCGGGUUCACGAAGACUGGGGUGGUUGGAAGUUUUCUGAGGAGGGGUGCAGUUUCCUCUAUAAAUUGCCAGAUUGGGGUCCCAUGAGAGGCUUGGAAGAGCUGCUGAUCGAUGGAACUUCCAUUUCACGGAUUAGUUUCCCCAAAGAUUCCAUGAUGAAGCUCAAAAUUUUCAGUGCUCGAAAUUGUAAAAACCUGACUGAAAUAUCCGAUUCAGUCGGGUACUUGCAGUCCCUCGUAUAUCUAGCUCUAGAUGGCACUGCAAUCCACACCCUCCCGAUGUCCAUUGGAUUGCUGAAGAAACUGAACACGCUAUCUUUGAAGAACUGUCGAAGGCUAUUCAAUCUUCCAGAUGGAAUAGGGAACCUCAAGUCAUUGCAAUCCCUGGAAUUAUCUCACACUGCGAUUCAGGAGUUACCUCCGUCAGUCAAGGAUUUGAAAGCCAUGAAACUGCUUAGGAUGAGGGAUACUCUCAUACGGAAGUUUCCUGAAGCUAUACUGAAUUUGGAGCAGCUGGAAGAGAUAGAUUUCUCGUUAUGCCCAAUUUUAGAGGGGGAAUCCCGACGGCAUUUCGAGAUUGUCGUCUUUGGCAAUCCUGAGACUGACCUGCACUGGGAUUUCUGGCCUACCUCCAAGUUUUCACCGCCUUUCUCAUCUCCAGGAACUCGACAUAGCGGGAUGCGAUAA
Messenger RNA from Eucalyptus grandis, 2421 nucleotides. RefSeq names its product disease resistance protein RPV1-like. The transcript is spliced from 4 exons. Gene Ontology annotation, biological process: signal transduction; defense response. Lineage: Eukaryota; Viridiplantae; Streptophyta; Magnoliopsida; Myrtales; Myrtaceae. The coding region runs from base 1 to 2421 and encodes 806 amino acids. Gene Ontology annotation, molecular function: ADP binding. The record is from RefSeq and is a predicted model, not a curated record.